GCUUCGUCACUUCCUUCCCAACCAAGCUCUUCCGUUGCUAAGAAACCCACCUGCUCCCUGGAUACAGACAGUUACCAGCACGCACGCGGACCUUUUGUUUUUUGUUUAAAAACCUCAAAAAUAAUAUAUUUUAUUACAUUAAUUAAUUUAUUUUAUUUUAAUAAAAGAACUGGAGAGAAACAGUAGGAAGAUAUGGCGGAUGCUCACCGGACAAACGUGCUGGUCACGUCGUGUUUAAAAACGCCGGUUGACCCGAACACCAAAGCCCCGUUAGCCUCGUACGAGAGGGAGAGAGUGCUUCCGUACUCGGCCACCAGUCACAUGGACAACCGGGACUACGAGAAGGAGCUGGAGUAUGAGGACUCAGGCUCUGAUUUCUGUGAUGAGGACUGUCUGGGGAAGGGCGGUCCUUUCAUGGUGACUGACUACAGAGCAGCAGGAGACCGCCUCGACCUGAGCGAGAUCUUCUUCUCCAACGAGGAGUACUACAGCAAGCUGGAGGAGCUGAAGAAGGCCCACCUUCGCACCAUGGCGGAGCUGGAGAGCAUGUAUCGGCGAAAGCUGCAGCUCAAGUCCAUGGAGCCACUGGACAUGGCGACGCUGGAGCCCAGACACAGGCUAACAUGGUCCAACAGCAGCCCAGCUGUUUUACGCCGUUUGAGGAAGUCACACUCUGCGGUUGAGCUCAGGAGAGCCUCGGGACAGUCCGACUCUUCAGACGAAGAUGAAGCUACCAGUAACGACGUGGAGAAAGGCCUGCUUUUUUCUCCGAAAGAACACAUCAAGAACAUGUGGCAGGACUUUAAGCUGUCGCCUCAUAAUCGCCUGGUGUCGGCCUCGUCGCUGCACAGCCUGCCGGGAGACCAGAGGAGGCGAAAGGGGAAAGGAAAGAAGAGGCAGGGGCAUAAAGAUGGAGAGCAGGAGCAUUGGAAACACAGAAUGACCGUCCCGAAACCUUUCCAGAUGAUGCUGCGUGAGGCCGAGAGGCGAAAGCGUGGCAUAAAGACGCGUUCAGAGAUCGAACUGGAGAAUGCGGAGCUGCGUCGGCAGCUGGAAGAACUGACUGAGUGCCAGAGGAAGUUCCGUGCCAGCCCCGUACCGGCUCAUGUUCACCUCCCGCUCUUUGAAGAGCUGCAGGAGCGUAACGAGGAACGACAGCGAAGAAUGAGACAGCGAGAAGAUCAGCAUCUCCGAACCGUCCAGAAGCCCUUCCACUUCCUGGAGAGGGAGCGACUGAAGAAGGAGCAGAAACAGCUGCGUCCCCCGCAACCGUCCGACCAGGAGAAAGUCAAACCCUUCAAGGCCAAGCCUGUGCCCAAGGCGGUGUACGUAGCAGCAUCGGGGGAGCAGGUGAAGGAGGAGCAGCUGUAUCGGUCCAUCAAGAUACAGAUGAGGGCUCAGGAGCUGCUCCACAGUGCUUCAAUGCCUCCCAGCAUGCUCGCACGCCGACUCAGCGAUCGCAAGAAGACCAAAGACGCUGCAUCCGGAGGGGACCACUUCUCCCACAGGCCGCAAAUUAACAAAGAGGUACCCGACUUCGACGCCAGUUACCGACGCUUCCAGAAGCACCUGGAGAAACAAAAAGAGGCGAGGCCCACGACUGCAUGCGAGCCCUUCGAACUGAGGACGUCACAGAUCCCUUCGCACCGUGAACGCAUCCUGGCCGACAUCGAGAAGGAGCAGAGCAGCCCUCGGAUGCUGCGCUGGCCCCACAUCAGCCCGGGGCCAUCUCGGACAGCAAACUCAAGUCUCUGUUCGUCCCUCUCUGGCAGCCUGGAGCUCCUGCCUGCCAAAGUCACAGACGCCACCAAAAAGCGCCAUGAGGCUGUGAGAAAGGCCCUGGAGCAGAGGAAGAGGGCCGAGGAGGAGGAGGAGCAGUGGAAGGAAAGGCAGAAGCAGAGGGAGAAGAAGCUGCAGAGGGUGGUGGUGAAACGAGCCCAGGCCAACGACCCCCACCUGGCUCUCUCACAGACGCACAAGACCAAACUCAAAGAAUUCAGGAAACAGGAGCUUGAGCGCAGGAAGGAGUACCAGAAGGAGAUCAAGGAGAUGCAGCAGAGGGUGAAGGGGAGGCCACUGCUGCUGGAGCAGGUUGCACAGAGGAAUGCCAAGCACGCAGCAGAGAAGCGCUACACAAACGCCCUGCAUGGAUGUGAUCUGACCGAAGAGUUUAUCAGCAGCAAGGCGGCAAAAUCGGGAUCUGCACGCAAAGCCUCUCGGUCCAGUGACGGCAAACAGAGUGACGAAGAGGACCUAGACACGGGAUCCGAACCCGUCAGCUACAGAAAGGUCUUCCUGGACGACGAAGACUCUGAAGUAGAGCCAGACCGAAGGGAAGGAGGGAGCGACGAGGCUUCAUCGAACCACCGCGACGGAGACGACGCCAGCAGUCGCCACUCAGAUCGGGAUUAUCGCGGAGAGGAUCCCCACUGUUCAGAUGAAAGUUACCACUACUCAGACGACCAUGAGAACUACUCAGACGACAGCGAGCGCGAUGCCGACACUAAACAGCAGGAAGCAGGGGAGUGACGGCAUCGAUACGUUGGAAAAACUCUGAAAAAUUGAACAUAUCGAGUGAGGAGGAACCCUGAAGAGGGAGCUUCUUAUUCUGAGAAUGAUUAUUGUAAAUACUCUUCACAGGAAAAUGUUAAUCUUUAACAUAAGCUGAUGAGUUUGGAUGUGUCUGAAAUCACUUACUCGUUCACUCACACUAUUCCUACAUAAUGAAGUCCUUCCUUUACUCUA
This is a messenger RNA of Dicentrarchus labrax (European seabass), 2745 nucleotides long. RefSeq names its product FAM161 centrosomal protein A (gene fam161a). The transcript has 7 exons. The record is from RefSeq and is a predicted model, not a curated record. Gene Ontology annotation, biological process: cilium organization. NCBI's taxonomy places the organism in Eukaryota, Metazoa, Chordata, Actinopteri, Moronidae. Gene Ontology annotation, cellular component: cilium. The coding region runs from base 193 to 2529 and encodes 778 amino acids.